Molecule: messenger RNA, 2415 nt
Organism: Neofelis nebulosa (Clouded leopard)
Lineage: Eukaryota; Metazoa; Chordata; Mammalia; Carnivora; Felidae
Gene: SLC27A5
Product: solute carrier family 27 member 5
Exons: 10
Coding region: 64-2127 (687 amino acids)
Biological process (GO): bile acid biosynthetic process; very long-chain fatty acid metabolic process; triglyceride mobilization
Cellular component (GO): endoplasmic reticulum membrane; endoplasmic reticulum
Molecular function (GO): long-chain fatty acid-CoA ligase activity; fatty acid transmembrane transporter activity; long-chain fatty acid transmembrane transporter activity
Source: RefSeq, a predicted model, not a curated record
CUAGGCAGCCCCUGGCAGAAGUUACCAUUCUGUGGAAGCUUCUCUGAGAACGGAGCGGGUGCGAUGGGCGUCUGGCUGCGACUGGCCUUUUUACUGUUGCUGCUGCUGUGCCUGGGACAGUCCGCAUGGCCUGCUGCGGUGGUCCUGGCACUGCGCUGGCUCCUGGGGGACUCUAUCUUCUGUGUGCUGCUCGGCCUGGCCAUGCUGGCGCGGCCCUGGCUCUACCCCUGGAUGCCCCACUGGCUGAGUCUGGUGGCCGCGGCACUCAUGCUGGCUGUGUUACCCGCACGGCCACCCCCAGGGCUGCGCUGGCUGCCUGCAGACUUGGCCUACAUCUUCGGGAUCCUCCACCUGGGGCUGAACAUCAAGGCGCGCAUGAGCCGCCAGCCGCCCAACACCUUUGUGGAUACCUUUGAGCGGCGAGCACAAGCACAGCCGGACCGGGCGCCCUUGGUGUGGAAGGGUCCGGGGGGCCGCUCGGUCACCUUCAGGGAGCUGGACGAGAGAGCAUGCCAGGCAGUGUGGGCCCUGAAGGCCGAGCUGGGCAGCCUCACAGGCUUGCUUGCUGGGGAGCCUGCCGCCCUCCUAGUGCUGGCCUCCCAGACCAUUCCGGCCCUAGGUUUGUGGCUGGGGCUGGCCAAGUUGGGCUGCCCCGUCGCCUGGAUUAAUCCACAUGCCCGGGGGGCACCCCUGCUACACUCCGUACUGAGCUCUGGGGCUCGGUUGCUGGUGGUGGACCCAGACCUCCAGGAGAAUCUGGAAGAGGUCCUUCCCAAGCUACAGGCAGAGAACAUCCGAUGCUUCUACCUCAGCCACUCCUCCCCAACCCCAGGAGUGGGGGCUCUGGGGGCUGCUCUUGACGUUGCACCCAUCGACCCUGUGCCCGCUGACCUACGUGCUCGGAUCACAUCAAAAAGCCCUGCCCUGUUUAUCUACACCUCAGGGACCACUGGACUCCCAAAGCCGGCCAUUGUCACACAGGAACGGCUGCUACAGAUGUGCAAGAUGCUGUCCCUGGGUGGGGUCACAGCUGAUGACGUGGUCUACACAGUCUUGCCUCUGUACCAUGUGAUGGGGCUUAUCCUUGGAAUUCUUGGCUGCCUGGAGCUUGGAGCAACCUGUGUCCUGGCCCCCAAGUUCUCUGCUUCCUGCUUCUGGGAUGACUGUCGGCAGCAUGGUGUGACUGUGAUCCUGUAUGUAGGCGAGGUCCUGCGGUACCUGUGUAACACUCCACAGCGACCAGAGGACCGGACACAUACAAUCCGCUUGGCAAUGGGCAAUGGACUCCGAGCAGAUGUGUGGGAGUCCUUUCAGCAGCGCUUUGGCCCCAUUCGGAUCUUGGAAACCUAUGGCUCCACGGAAGGCAACAUUGGCUUCGUCAACUAUCCAGGCCGCUGUGGGGCCCUGGGCAAGAUGAGCUGCUUGCUUCGAAUGCUGUCCCCCUUUGAGCUUGUACAAUUUGACACGGAGGCUGAGGAGCCUGUCAGAGACAGUCAGGGAUUCUGCAUCCCUGUGGGACUAGGGGAGGCGGGGCUCCUGUUAACCCAGAUAGUGGGCCACCACCCUUUCCUGGGCUACCGCGGGGCACGAGAGCUGUCGGAACGGAAGUUGGUGCGGAAUGUGCGGCGCAGGGGCGACGUUUACUUCAACACCGGAGACGUGCUGGCCAUGGACCGAGAAGGCUUCCUUUACUUUCGGGACCGCCUGGGGGACACCUUCCGAUGGAAAGGUGAGAACGUAUCUACGCGGGAGGUGGAGAGCGUUUUAUCCCUUGUGGACUUCCUGCAGGAGGUGAACGUCUACGGCGUCUCUGUACCAGGUUGUGAGGGCAAGGUGGGGAUGGCUGCUGUGCGGCUGGCCCCAGGCCAGACCUUCGAUGGUCAGAGGAUGUACCAACAUGUCCGCACUUGGCUCCCUGCCUAUGCUGCACCCCAUUUCAUCCGUAUCCAGGACGCCCUGGAGAUCACAAGCACGUUCAAACUGGUGAAGUCCCGGUUGGUGCGUGAGGGCUUCAAUGUAGGCGUCAUUGCUGACCCCUUGUUCGUGUUGGACAACCAGGCUAAGACUUUCCAGCCCCUGACACCGGACACGUACCAGGCCGUGUGCAAUGGAACCUGGAGACUCUGACCAUCUGGCCUGUCCACAUUUGAAGUGGCAGUGCCCAAUGCAGACUACCACUCAUAUUGGCAGGAUCCUCUCCACCACAAAUCUGCUGAGGGUUAUCAUGAAUCACAGCCUGGCCAUAACCCCAGUUGAAGAGAGUAAGAUGACUGUGGGCCCAGUAGUGGAGUGAGAAUAAACUUGGAUGUGUACACACGUCUGCGUGUGUAGGGCUAAGGGCAGGCAGCCCUAAGAUGGGCCAUUUUGGCAUAAAGAUGAUUUUAUGAUAAAAGCAAUAAAAACCCGGCAGAUUCA